UCAUAACACCUAUAAAACCUAGCGGUAAAACAUAGAAAUAAUUCCAUACAUUUUUCACGUUGGGAAUUUUACAAACACUUUAAAUUAAGUGUGUGUUUGGUGUAGGCUUGCCUUGCUGUGACGGUUUUGACAAACGUUUAAUUCUCUCUCAGACAAGAACAACUUUCCGGCAUCACGUUUUACCUCCCCUCUCAAGAUGACGACUCCUCAGUAUGACCUGUCAAACACGCUCCCUCCCCACACACUGACCCAGCUGGCACGGGAGUGGCUGGCAGAGGACACACCAAACUUUGACCCUGCAGGGCUGUGUGUGGGAUCACAUGAGGUCGAGGCCAGGUUGUUGUGUAAAACGCCGUGCAGCAUGCUGGCAGGCAGGCCUUUCUUCACUGCUGUCUUCACUGAGCUCAGCUGCACUGUGGAAUGGGCACACAAAGAGGGAGCACAGCUCGGUCCAAAUGCAGUGACGCAGACUGCUGUGGUCAGAGGCCCAGCAAGGUGUAUCCUCCUCGGGGAGAGACCGGCCCUCAACUGCCUGGCCCGGGCCUCGGGGAUAGCCACCCGCUGCUCCCAGCUACAGAGCAUCGCCAGGGAGGCAGGCUGGCAUGGCCAUGUGGCUGGCACGCGUAAAACCACCCCUGGGUUCCGGCUGGUGGAGAAGUAUGCCAUGCUGGUGGGCGGCGUGUCCAUACACAGACAGGACCUGAGUGGGAUGGUGAUGCUGAAAGACAAUCAUAUAUGGGCAUCAGGGAGUAUCACACAGGCGGUGAAGGACGCCCGCUCGGUGUGUGGCUUCAGCAGUAAGAUUGAGGUGGAGUGCGGCAGCCGGGAGGAGGGCAGUGAGGCGGCCACGGCAGGCGCCGACAUCGUCAUGCUGGACAACUUUAAGCCACAGGAACUCCAUGCGGCAGCCAAGCUUCUGAAGGAGGAGUUCCCUUCUGUGCUAAUCGAGGCCAGUGGAGGGGUGACCCCAGACUCCCUGCCCCAGUAUCUCUCCCCCCAUGUGGACAUAAUCUCUCUGGGCUGCAUAACCCAGGGCUGCCCAGUGGUAGACUUCUCCCUCAAGGUUCAAAAGCCUGUUCCCUUUCCAAUUAUUUUCCGAUCAAAGUAACUGUGGCAAUUCAGGAUUUUUGUUAAUAAAGUGAAAAUAAAAAGCAA
Molecule: messenger RNA, 1155 nt
Organism: Oncorhynchus keta (chum salmon)
Lineage: Eukaryota; Metazoa; Chordata; Actinopteri; Salmoniformes; Salmonidae
Product: nicotinate-nucleotide pyrophosphorylase [carboxylating]-like
Exons: 5
Coding region: 197-1108 (303 amino acids)
Biological process (GO): NAD+ biosynthetic process; quinolinate catabolic process
Cellular component (GO): cytoplasm
Molecular function (GO): nicotinate-nucleotide diphosphorylase (carboxylating) activity
Source: RefSeq, a predicted model, not a curated record